AUGUCUGGCAUGGAGGAUCUUUCAUGGCUCACAGCCCCGCGGGACACAUACGACAGGCAAUUUCAUCCUUCCGCCAGCCCUUCACUUCCCCUUGAUGCUUAUGAAAACUUCAUCAAAGCGAAGAUAAGUGAAUCAACGGGCUCAAUCAUUCCACUGGUCACAGAUGACACUCUGCCGUACAUUCCAGAUGGUCAUUUGGUCUGUGUACAUGGUAUGAUUCAGGACAUGUUUGACUCGGAGCUUUAUAUUUCCUCCUAUCGACCUUCAACUGAGGCGAAUUCUGUCAAAUCCACUCGCUAUCGAGAUGUGGAAUAUUUGCAGGUUGGUAUCCUCGGCUUAACAUGUUUUGUGUAUGGACAGUUUACCCGAACUUUCGGUAGUUACCGAAAGGCAACUUUAGUGGACCUUCAGUAA
This is a messenger RNA of Dibothriocephalus latus, 414 nucleotides long. Lineage: Eukaryota; Metazoa; Platyhelminthes; Cestoda; Diphyllobothriidea; Diphyllobothriidae. The record is from the annotation of a GenBank genome assembly.